This is a messenger RNA of Adelges cooleyi (spruce gall adelgid), 975 nucleotides long. RefSeq lists its product as uncharacterized. Bases 145 to 714 code for a protein of 189 amino acids. NCBI's taxonomy places the organism in Eukaryota, Metazoa, Arthropoda, Insecta, Hemiptera, Adelgidae. The record is from RefSeq and is a predicted model, not a curated record. The transcript has 4 exons. Gene Ontology annotation, molecular function: zinc ion binding; nucleic acid binding.
CUUGUUCGUUGUGGGAAUCAUACGUUCUUUCUUUUCGACCCGGUGUCUGUCAGCGUUCUAUAACACGUUUUUUAAAAUCAUCUUUUUCUUUACUGAACUUUUUUGUUAAUUGUGCGUUUCGUUUGAGUAUUUAUCCGAAUCAGCAUGAGUUCCGGAGUACUGUGUUAUCGAUGCAACAAGUCUGGGCAUUUUGCCAGGGACUGCAAUGAGUCGGGAUCGAUCAAUAGUGCGACGUUCAGUCGAGGCGGCCGCAAUGAUCGGGAAGCCAACUGUUACAAGUGCAAUCGUGGUGGCCAUAUGGCUCGUGACUGUAAGGAUAAGGACAGGUGUUACAGAUGUGACGGCGUAGGUCAUAUAGCUCGUGACUGCUCUCAAUCAGCUAGCGAGCCAUCGUGUUACAACUGCCGUAGAACUGGUCAUUUAGCUCGUGACUGUCCCGAAGAACGUGCAGAACGCCCAGAACGUGGAUCAGGUGGUGGUGGUGGUGGUGGUGGCGGUAACAGCAAUUCAACCUGUUACAACUGCAACAAAAUCGGUCAUUUCUCCAGAGACUGCCUAGAGAGCAGAAAUGGCAAUGGAAACUAUUCUGCGUUGUGCCGUAACUGUAAUGGUUCUGGCCAUAUGGCUCGUGACUGCCCCGAAGGUAACAAACAAAGCUGUUACAACUGUGGUGAAAUUGGACAUAUGAGUCGUGAAUGUCAUAAGCGCAACUAACGCCGCAUCGAUGACACCUAUACUUAUUACAUACUUUGCAAAAUCGCAGCCAGAAAAAAAAACAAGGAUAUACUCUAUACAACUUCGGAGAGAAUAAAUAACAUCUCUCUAUCUAAAUAUAUAGUUAUAAUAAUAUUUUAUAUUACAAAUAUGAUACCCUUAAUUUGAAGAAAAAAAAUCGAACCAUUGUCACUUCAGUGUAUGUUCGUUUUGAAAUUAAUAAAAAAAAGAAAUAUAUUUAUAUAUUUCGUUCAAAUGAAA